This is a messenger RNA of Colletotrichum lupini, 1152 nucleotides long. RefSeq lists its product as uncharacterized. The record is from RefSeq and is a predicted model, not a curated record. The transcript is spliced from 10 exons. Lineage: Eukaryota; Fungi; Ascomycota; Sordariomycetes; Glomerellales; Glomerellaceae. The coding region runs from base 1 to 1152 and encodes 383 amino acids.
AUGGGUCUUUGCCGGAGGCAUGCUGCAUAUGCCCUCUCUCUCACCCUGGUCGUAUAUCGCAAGCUGCUGGGCGGUGCAUUUGAACCAAAAGCAACGAGUAACGCCCGUUGCGCUGUUUGUUAUUCCUACGCAAUCAUUGUCAGGGCCCCCAAGGACCCCAAAGACCCUAAUGACUGCGAAGAGCAAGAGGGCAGCUACAGGGCGAGCUUCAAUUCAUCCGCCAUGGCGGUGAUUGAUUUUUUCCCUCUCCUCCUCUCCACUUCUUGGUGCCAGGGCUGGGAGCUGGGGAAAACGGGGCUAAUGCAAGGAACGUGGAACGUGCUGGACGGAAUUUCGCACGGCUCGGGAAAAGCUGAUCCUGAUCGCUGCUGGCAUGUUUUGGCUUGGAAGGAGUGGAUAGGACUGGACACUAUUAGAUCACCACCCACCCCCUCCCUGGCUAGGGCCAACAGCUUUGUCGACGACGUCAAGGAGUACUGCCCGCUUGUGCCAUUACCGCCCCCGCCAACAUGCCCUGUCGUCGACCAGUCAUCAACCUUUUCUGAGCUCAUGUCUGAUGCCACGAUCCUGUUGCAGUCUGGCGCCAGUCCACUUCCCCCCAUUGACUCACGCAUUCCUGCAUUGCCUUGGAUUCGACAUCAAGGUACCGAGAGCCACAAAUUUCAUUUGGAGAUUGAAUGUUCGGCAGCCGAGUUGACAGUGAGAUUUGAGUUAUUCAACUUCAGACUGCCAAUUACAUACCGCAUCUCCAACCAAAAACUGGACAGAAACGAGCUUUACGAAAACUCUCGAUACACGGAGCGGCCCGCAAAGCUGUCAUCCCAUCUGAUCCUCAGACUUUCAGGCUAUCGAGAGAACACACUUUUGUCUCUACAAUUUUACCUCCAUCUCAGCUUCCACAAAGCCAUCGUCAAGUUCGGCUUACACCAAGCCCAAGCCCAAGCCCAAGCCCCAGGCUUGAAAGGCAGUGAGACCGGCGCCCUCAUCAAACCGUGGCGUCUUCAUUACGUACAAAAAGCCAGACAAGAAGCUAAGAGCCCAGCACACUUUCCCCAGACGCCCGGCGAGCGCCAUGAUCCGCGCAUCUUUCUUCCUCCACACAUCAAAUCUCCUUACCCCGCGUUUUCGCUGAACCUGGCUCCCUCCGGAUGA